Messenger RNA from Pseudoliparis swirei, 6359 nucleotides. RefSeq names its product calmodulin-regulated spectrin-associated protein 1-B-like. The record is from RefSeq and is a predicted model, not a curated record. Lineage: Eukaryota; Metazoa; Chordata; Actinopteri; Perciformes; Liparidae. Gene Ontology annotation, molecular function: microtubule minus-end binding; spectrin binding; calmodulin binding. Gene Ontology annotation, biological process: negative regulation of microtubule depolymerization; cytoplasmic microtubule organization; neuron projection development. Gene Ontology annotation, cellular component: microtubule minus-end.
CACCGUUAGACCCGCUGGUCCUCUCCCAGAGGCGAUGACAGCCUUAUUAUGAAACAGCUGGCUUUCGGACAUUCAUAAUUCCCUCGGAAACAGACUUCCGGGUGGUUGCCAAACAUAUUUGUUUUCUUCUAUUGGAUUAACGACCAUCAGCCGCCAGUCGCAGCUUUUGCCUCAGAGGCCCGGAGAUUUGUGUCCCUCGGCAGGGGAGGAGUCCUCUCGUUAUUUCACCGCUAGCUGCAGACAGGCCAGCAUGUCGGCGGUGUAGCCACACGUCUCGGAACACAACGCUGUCGAGAGCAACCCAAUGCACUCCUAAAGGAUGGACGUGGAGGUGAGUGCUGGCAGGGACAGCACCUGGAGGAGGAGGGCGGCGGCAGCAGCGGCAGAUGAUGCGGGUGGAGCAGGCAUGGAGGCGCAGGUCGUGCCGCUGGAGCUCUACGACUCCGCACGAGCCAAAAUAGACGCAAACCUCCGCUGGUUGUUCGCCAUAGCUUAUGGUAUAGAUCACAUCCCUGCAGACCUGCGGAAUCCCUUCUACACCGACCAGUAUGAGCAGGAGCACAUCAAGCCGUCCAUCAUCCGCCAGCUGCUGUCCGGGGAGCUCUACUGCCGGGUGUGCGGGCUCAUCCUGCUCGCCGAGCAGGCCGCCUCGCUCCAGAGCCACCAGGCUGUCCUCCAGGCCCUGUCCAGGAAGGGCAUCUACGUCCUGGAGGCAGACAACAUGCCGGUCUCCGAUCUGGACCUCAGCUCGGCUUCCAUCAAGAUGAGCUCCCACAUCCACCUCAUUGACGCGCUGAUGAUGGCCUACAUCGUGGAGAUGAUCAGCGUCGAGAAGGUGGUGUCCAGUGUCAAGCGUUCGAACUUCAGUGCCUCCAAGGACUUGCCUUUUGACCUGGAAGACGCGAUGGUCUUCUGGAUCAACAAGGUGAACACAAAGAUGAGAGAGAUCAUGGGAAAAGAGCUGAAAAUGAAGCAACAUUUGCUGGAGUCACCGGGUCACCAGAAGCCUGAUACGCUGCAUGCUCUGGCCAGCUACCUAUUGGAGCCUGUGGAGUUCUCUCGCAUGGUGCGUUACCGCAGAGAUCACAUGUCGGGUCGAGCACUUCAGCACUUCCCCCUGCUGGAUGACCUCAUGAAGGAUGUGUGUGACGGCACCGCUCUGCUGGCUGUGAUCCACUUCUAUUGCCCAGAACUCAUUCGACUGGAAGAUAUCUGUCUGAAGGAGGUCCCCUCCAUAGCAGACAGUAUGUACAACAUCCAGCUGCUACAAGAGUUCUCUCACGAGUACCUGAACAAAUGCUUCUAUCUGAAGCCCGAGGACAUGCUGUAUUCUCCACCGGUACUGAAGAACAACGUGAUGGUCUUCAUCGCUGAGCUCUUCUGGUGGUUUGAGAUCGGGAAGCCCGACUUUGUGCAGCCCAGAGACCUUCACGAAAUCAGAGAUGUGAGAUUGCUGCUGCAGCCCAAGACUUCACGAUCCCACAUUCCUAUCUCCAACGUCACCAAGCGGAGUUUCCUGACGUCAUCCAACUCGGCAGACAUCUUGACCACGCCCCCGGGUCCCGACCCCAGCAGUAGACCAGGCUCCGUGAGCACAUCUCACUCUUUACUGCCGCUGAGACAGAGACAACAGAAAGUGGCUGAGGAGAGCACUCCAGGGCUGGGAAAUCGGUCCGACUCUCUGACAUGUGAUGCACAGCAUCAGGGCUCAAUACUGGCGUGGCCCGAGAGGAGGCCGAGGCCUUUAUCCCAGCCAGUGCCCUACGCCUUGCACUGCCCCCUGGAGGACGACGCAGACAGUAUCAGCCUCGCUCGCUCCAUCAGCAAAGACAGCCUGGCCUCCAAUAUACUGAGCAUGACCCCCAAACACAUGCCGGGAGCGCAACUGCCUCAAAACAGGCUAAGCGUUCAAAGCCUGCUGAGUCACAUGCGCAUCGAGGACGAGGAGGAGGAAAUAGAAGAGGAGGAGCUCGUCGCUGUGAUCCACCCUUCUGCGCUUCCUCGAUGUCGGCUUGGGAGCGACAUGGAGCAGGAUGAGUUGGAAAUCCCGAGUGCGCCGUCCACCUCCAGGGUUUCCAAUACUCGUUGCUCCCCCCGCCUCGACGUGGGUCCCGACGGCUAUUAUCUGGAGCCGUUGAUGCCGGCCAUCUCCAAGCCAGCCAAAGAGAAGAGCAUCAGCCUGAACAAGGAGGAGGAGAGUGGCGAGAGUCGCUGUAAAGCCACAGCGGCUGCGAGGAAAGCAGCCAUCAGUGCCCCCAGGAGAGCCCCCGCGGCCGAGUUAAACAAAAGUACCUUCACGCCUAUACCUGUGGCUGAAUCAGUCCGCCGCUCUCUCAGGCCUCCCACAGAGGGGUCGUCAGGCACCGCUCAGCCCGAGAAGAAGCAGUCCUCCGGCUUCUUCCUCCAUUCGUCGGCCGAGGCAGAAACUCCUUCCACUGCGCUUGAAAUGGGCCAAGACUCCGACUCUGACAUCGCGGACCUCGAGGAAGACAACGAGGAGGACGAGCAGAUGGCGCUGACGAAAGAAGUCCUGAGGAGAGGAAAGGGAGCGUUCUUAGAGGAGGGGGAGGGCCGUGAAUUUGGAGAGGGCGAGUCGGCCAAACUGAGAGAAGACCUGAAGGUGAGCGAGCGGGACGAUAAGGAAGGCGGCAGUGGACGCUCGAGCCCUUGCCUCAGCACCGCGUCGUGGGCGAGCAGCUGCAGCGCGUCGUGCAGCACCAGCGUCAAGAUGACCAGCUUCGCAGAGAGAAAGCUCCUCAAACUCGGCCUCCGGGAUGGAUUCUCGAGCACCAGCAGUUCUCAGAAGACCACACCGGAUGGUUCUGAGGUCGCCCCCUGCUCCCCCUGGCAAGUGAGGAGUGACACCACCUUGGGCUGGCUAGGAAAGGAGCCCAGUUCUGUUUUGGGGAAGAACUUGGCGGUGAGCCCCCCAGUUGUGCCUUCAGAGCUGCUGCAGCUCCACAUGCAGCUCGAAGAGCAGCGGCGAGCCAUCGAGUACCAGAAGAAGAAGAUGGAGACCCUGUCGGCGCGGCAGCGGCUGAAGCUCGGCAAAGCUGCCUUCUUGAACAUCGUGAAGAAGGGCGGAGGGAAGAGUGAAACGCUUCCCCUGCCCCUGAAACACUCAACGCCCUUCUCAGAGCUAAGUGACAGGAGUCACAUGAAGACCCAGUCGUGUCGGGAUGACUCGUGUCUCGCUGCUCUGAAGGUGGAGGCAAGGGCAGGUCAGACCGAGGGGGAGACGAACAGGAGCAACAAGCUGCCCCAGGACAACGGGGCCGAGCCGGACCUGAACGAGUGUUCCCACUCCAUAGAGCUUCUCAACAAUGCCAUGAGUUCCAUCCAGCAGCAGAUGAUGCAGCUGUCUUUCCAGCAGGACCAGCUGAUGAAGCGGGUGGCGUCACCUCCACAGCCGCCUGUGAAGCGGGCGGCGUCACCUCCACAGCCGCCUGUGAAGCGGGCGGCGUCACCUCCACAGCCGCCUGUGAAGCGGGCGGCGUCACCUCCACAGCCGCCUGUGAAGCGGGCGGCGCCAUCCCCCGAACCCCCGAUGAAGUGCGCGGUGUCGCCUCCAGAGCGAGUAGAAUCGAGCGCCAGCACAACGACACAUUCCACGUCUCCUCCCUCGGACUCGAGGUCGUUUGCGGUUCACUUCGUGGACAUCACCGGCGGCCCCGCCGCCUCGGCUCGCCGCCCGCCCAAGCUCAGCUCCGGCAAACGCAGCAAGACCUCGGAGCUGAAACAAAGUAGAGAGGACAGCAAGAUGGCCGCCGUCAAGUCGCAUUCUCAAUCCCUGGAGGGCGGAGACGGUUCUGGUAGAUUCCAGGAGAGGAGUAUCGUCGAGAGCUCCAGACCGGAGACGAGCGUUCAGAGAAACUCCACCUUCAGGGUCGGCGGUGACCCCGAGCAACGUGACGGAGAGGGAGCCGAGAGCUUGUCGGGGAACGCGUUGACGUCUCAGGCUGCAGAACACGAGGAGAACACAAGGAGAGAGGCGGUGGGCGGAGAGGAGAAUACAAGGGUCCAGGUGGACCAAUCAGAGCUCACGGAUCCACUGGCUGCAGACUGCACGGCAGAUGGCGAGCAGAAGAAUGUGAUCGGUUACUUCUUCAAGGACGAGGAGAAGGCAGAGGAGAAAGCAGAGGAUGAAAUGGCGAAGCGCCGCAACGCCUUCCUCCUCAAGCAGCAGCGCAAAGCGGAAGAGGCGAGACUACGCAAGCAGCAUCAAGAGGUGGAGAGUGAGGUGAAACGUGAUGAGGCCAGGCGCAAGGCGGAAGAGGACCGCGUUCACAAAGAGGAGGAGAAGGCGCGACGAGAGAUAAUCAAGCAGGAAUACCUGCAGAGGAAGCAGGAAGCGCUGAUGGAGGAGCAAGGCCUCGUUAAGCCACGCCCACACACCAAAUCCAGCAGGAGCAGACCCAAAUCACUCCACCGGGCCGAGUCCAGCAGCCUCUCCAAAGGAUCCACCACACGUAAUUCUCUGAAGAAGUCCCUGUUGAUCAAAGCCCAGGGCUCAGCAGCCGGCUGCAGGGCAGCCGACCUGAGCCGCAGUUAUCGAGGGUCGACGCUCUCUUUGGCGACCGAGGCGGACAGCGUCAUCUCCGGAGGGGAGGAGUCUCAGAGUGCCGGAUCCGUGUGCUCCGUGGAGUCGUUCCCGGUGCUGAGCAGGGCGUCGAGCAGGAACCUGGAGAGGGACUGGGAGAGCGGCUCCAUCGCCUCUUCCAUCACGUCAACCGAGUACAACGGUCCUAAACUCUUCAAGGAGCCGAGCUCCAAGUCCAACAAGCCAAUCAUCAUCAACGCCAUCGCCCACUGCUGUCUGGCUGGAAGGGUUAAUGAGACCCAGAAGAAUGUGAUUCUGGAGGAGCUGGAGAAGUGCGAGUCCAACCACCUGAUCAUCCUCUUCCGCGACGGCGGCUGCCAGUUCCGGGGCAUCUACUCGUACUCCCCGGACACGGAGGAGAUCGUCAAGUACACGGGGACGGGGCCGCGCGCCAUCGGCCGCAAGAUGAUCGACAAGCUCUUCAAGUACAGCUCGGAACGCAAGCAGUUCAACGUGGUGACCGCCAAGUCGGUGUCGGUCAGCGUGGACGCCCUGACCAUCCACAACCAGCUGUGGCACGUCAAGAGACCUGGCAGCGCACGGAGGAAGUGAGACACUCGUUUCUGUUCCAUCUGCUCCUGUUGGGCAGGACCCAAUGAGAGGAUGGACGUGUGAUCAUGUGACUAACGUGUUCUGAAGAAUGAAGACGUCAGUCUGAAUGUUUUUUUUCUUCUUUUCUUUCGCUUUUCUUUCUUUUGCAUGUCACACUAUUUAUUUGAGGGGAACGUCCUUCAAAGAUUUGGCACUAUGGAUGACGCACUGAUUCCUAUGUGGCGGUGACGAGGAUACGGACCCUCACGUUGAAAACCACUGAGUCUACUUCACUGUCGUAAAGCCUGCUGCUGAUACCAAGUGCAACAUUUAUGUACUUCAUAAUGCUGUUUCAGCAGAAAAUACCCGACUGCUGUGAUUAACCCAGGCUCCACACAAAGAGCCCGUAUUAUUCACCAGUAACGCCUACUGGUGCUUUGAGAAGAUGGAACUAACCUUUUUUUAUUUUUAUGUAAGGAUGGAAUGAAUUUUAGUGAGUGGUAAUGUCCAGUCUUGUUUUCUAUUCAGUGUGUGUGUGUGUGUGUGGAGAGAGUGUGUGAGUCUUUGUGUUGAGGAGAGCUGGAGGCACGCCGCUCUGAAUGUGUUCUCUCUAUUCUGCUUUAAAAGAAAAAAGGGAAACAGAACUACGGAGCCAAGCAAAAUUUUUUAUUUUUUUAUUUAGUUUUUGUUUGGGAGCUUUGUGCCGCUGAUGGAGACGCCAGAGGAUUUAAAGUUUUACAGAAAGAAGGGAAUUGUACUCGUAUUCCAAACAGGAAGCGCUUCUCAGACUCGGUGAAUUGUGUUGUAUUGACUUCCUGCUUAUAUGCCGCCCAUCCCUGAUGCCACUGAACCCAAAUGGACUGAGCUACGCCACCGAGCUGUUUGCCGCUCGCUAGCCGAUCACUGGACUCAAGUGAGACGUUCGAUGUCCCUGUAGCUGCUGGCGCUCAACGCGAGUCGAUUCCAUGGAACCGCCGAGUCGGCAGCCGGCGUGAUGGAGGGAGAACUGCACAAAACUUGAUAUUUGUUUGCUGCAUUUUGUACAUUUUGGAGUAGUAUUUUUUGGGGGUACGUUACGUACAAGUUAUGUUUACUAAAAAGCAGGCACUAUUUUAAAGGUUUUAUUCUGUUACAGGCUUUCAGAGAAGUUACCAGUCUUAUUUCAUUGUGUUAUAUUUUAUGUUUAUUUAUUUUGAAAAGAUAUAAUAAAAUGCAACUAGGUAUGUUU